GACCUACGCUCAAGAAACCGUAUGAGCCAAGAAUCAAAAUCUCUAAAACGUCAGUGGAUGGUGACCCACAUUUCGUUGUGGAUUUCCCCUUGAGCAAACUCACUGUCUGCUUCAACAUUGAUGGGCAGCCCGGGGACAUCCUCAGGCUGGUCUCUGAUCACAUGGGCUCUGGUGUGACAGUGAAUGGAGAGUUAAUCGGGGCCCCGGCGCCUCCAACAGGUCACAAGAAACAGCGCACAUACUUCCGCACCAUCACCAUCCUUGUCAAUAAGCCACAGAGAUACUAUCUCGAGAUCACACCCAACAGAGUCAUCUUGGAUGGGGGGGACAGGCUGGUCCUCCCCUGCAACCGGAGCACGGUGGUGGGGAGUCAGGGGCUGGAGGUGUCGGUGUCUGCCAAUGCCAACGUUACCGUCACCAUCCAGGGCUCUAUUGCCUUUGUCAUCCUCAUUCACCUCUACAAGAAGCCAGCGCCCUUCCAGAGAAACCACCUGGGCUUCUACAUCUCCAGCAGCAAAGGCCUUUCCAGCAGCUGCCACGGACUGUUAGGUCAGUUCCUGAACCAGGAUGCCAGACUCACCGAGCAGCCCGCCGGGCUCAGCCAGAACUUCACUCACCCUCCGUCCUCCCAGCCAGGACGGGGGUCUGAGCCUGUCCUGAAGGUGAAAGAGCGCCGCGUCCCAGUGGUCUGGAAACAGAGGAAGAUUUACAAUGGGGAAGAGCAGGUCGACUGCUGGUUUGCCAGGAACAGCGCGGCCAAACUGAUUGAUGGGCAGUAUGAGGAUUACCUGGCAGCACAUCCUUUUGACACGGAAACAACAUUUGGCUUGAGGGAAUCCAGGGGACUCUGAAACUGGCAGCCUUGAUGAUAAGUGUCUGACAGGGAAGUGACUUUGGGGACACCAUGGUGCGGCUCCUCCGUAGCUUGGCCUGACUCAUUUCUUGGCAAUUAGACGCUCUCCAUAACCUACCCCUGGUGGAGUGUAGGUCCCGGGUCUGCUUGAGCAAAGGACAGGGACAGGAAACUUGAGUGAACGUGUUCUUUCCUUCUGCCUGCUCUUCCUGCCCUGCCCCCUCCCUCCCUCCUACAGCAGAGAAACAUUGUAGCACCAAGGGCAGGAAGGUCAAGUUCAAAACACAGCGUUCUGUGUCUUGUACCAACCAGCUUCUCAUGGGGGAAGGUGCCAUGGAAUUUGUUUGCUCUGUGGAAAUGGCCAGGUUUGGACACUCUGCUUUCUGCCUUAUGCUAAUGCUUAGGAACCUCUCUCUUU
Galeopterus variegatus (Sunda flying lemur) is the source of this 1271-nucleotide messenger RNA. RefSeq names its product inter-alpha-trypsin inhibitor heavy chain H5-like. The annotation marks the transcript as partial. The transcript is spliced from 4 exons. Gene Ontology annotation, molecular function: serine-type endopeptidase inhibitor activity. Lineage: Eukaryota; Metazoa; Chordata; Mammalia; Dermoptera; Cynocephalidae. The record is from RefSeq and is a predicted model, not a curated record. Gene Ontology annotation, biological process: hyaluronan metabolic process.